CUGGUCAAGUAGAAACAUUAGAAAAGAAUCUAUGCGAUCUUAUCAAAGGUGGUCAAGGAAAUGUUUCUGAAUAUGAUGGAUAUACAGCUUGUCCUAUAGUGACAGGUUAUAAUCGUGGUAUAAUAGCUGAAUUUGAUUAUACAACUCAACCAUUAGAAACAUUGCCAAUUGAUCAAGGGAAAGAACGUUAUUUAUUUUAUUUUACUAAAACUUAUCUAUUGCCACCAAUUUAUUGGGAAGGAUUAUUAAGGUAA
Molecule: messenger RNA, 254 nt
Organism: Schistosoma turkestanicum
Lineage: Eukaryota; Metazoa; Platyhelminthes; Trematoda; Strigeidida; Schistosomatidae
Source: the annotation of a GenBank genome assembly